Porites evermanni is the source of this 5428-nucleotide messenger RNA. The record is from the annotation of a GenBank genome assembly. Lineage: Eukaryota; Metazoa; Cnidaria; Anthozoa; Scleractinia; Poritidae.
AUGGAAAUAAGCCAAUUAUUCCAGUCAUCCGUUCUCUUAAUCUUGGCGCAUCUGCUCCAAGGAGCAGUUACUCAGCAGUGUAGAUCCGAGACAUCAAUUUUAGGCUGGAUGUUGCAGGGACACAUCUACAAGACAAUGCAGGCAGAUCUUCCACACGCAUGCGUAUUUGCCUGUUACAAAGAUGACCGAUGUCAAAGCUUAAACUGGGUAAUCUCUCUCCUCACUUGCGAGUUCAACAACAGAACAAAGGAAGCAAGACCGGAGGAUUUCAUUCCAAACGCAGACAGAUCUUACUUCAAACGAGAGAGUGACCGAGGUAAAUAUAACGAUGAAGGGUCUGGUUAUCAGUUAGGAGAUAGUCAUGCAACCAUUAAUUAAGCCUGCAGUGCAGGCGUUUUCUUUGCGCGCGCAAUUUGCUCGCGAAAGUGCCAUGUUGAAACUUCACAAAGAGAGGAGGCUACCGUAAGAGUUACUAUUUGUACUCUCCCCAAUCUUCCACUAUCAUAAAAUCAAAGAUGGCGGCUACAACAAUAUUACGAACACGAACAAGGUUUCGCCUGCACUGCAGGCUACCAUUAAUUAAGCAAAGCACCAAGCUUUUUGAGAAAAUUCCACUUUUCAGCACAAAAUAACCACAUCUGGUUAUUUAAUGUAAAAUCAGGUGAAAAAAUCGGCAAAAGGCGGUUUUUAGGUUUUUUGAUUAAAAUGUCAGUGGCGAAACUACCUGUACGCCAACCGGAAUAAUAGAAUAGGUCCGCUGUGUGAACGCGGAUGUAGCGAGUGUUCUACGAACUCGAAGGUUUAGGUUGUGCUCUGUUGGAAUGAUCCAAUUUUGAUUUAUUUUCUUGAAGUUCCAAAGAGAAAUUGUAAUGCCAUUGUCAUUUUUUGCUAAUUACACUUGUGCUUCGAAGUGUUCUAUUUCUUAUAUUGGGUAUAACCUGACUAUAUUGACGUCGAUGCACAAUUUUAAGAGGGUUUCAGGGGCUUUAAACAGCCAAAGUCUUCAGUCAUUUGGGAAAAAAUGAAAGUUUUAAACCGUGUGUCAGUCGUUUUAGUAAAAAAAAGGCAACGUAAAAAUUUUUUCUUUCCACAAUAUUUAUCAUGUAGAGGGUUUUCGUUGUCUUGUCUCGUAGUCGAUGGACCCUAUUUCAGGCCUUGUUUUUUGUUUCUUUGUUUGUUUUUGUCUUCCUUGAACGGGUUAAAGCCGAUGGAAAUUUUUUCAAAACAACUGAUUUUUUCCUUCAAGUGUCCGUUAAACAUAACGGACAGAAAUUUAUAUGACAAAAUCGUUAGCCGUAUAAAAGCUAAAAUGUGCAUGGUCAUAUUUGGGGUAUUGUUUUCACUUUUCUGAAGUCGGGCUCAGAGAAAGCUUGCAUAAACCCCCUAUUUAACCUAUUACUAGUAAUAGUUGACACUGCAGCUGCCCCCGAUCAGUAUAUUGUCGGUCAAUAGUAUUCUUGCUCGUUGUGUAGCUCUUUGAAAUAUACCGAUUCAUAAUGAAGAUUUUCACACAUAUUCCAUACAAUAGCUAGGUGAGAUGAAUACAGGAAACGCAAGGUUCCAGCAUGCACAGUUUCAGUUCGAUUUACCCAGCUUUGAUCAAAACAUUCUCAGUUUCGAGAAUAGUUUAAACCAUAAGAAAAGAUUUAAUUGGAUGUUGAAUUUUUCGCUAUUUCUCUUUCACUUUUUACAUUCAGUUCAUUUUAUUUGCCGGAAAGGAAGCCUCAGAAAUUAAAAGGACGUUUGAUCAAUUCACGCUCGCGUAUUCUAUUCUUAUUUUAAACUUUAUAGCGGAAGGACAUAUGUGAGAAGGGAAUAAGUCAGCACAGAAUUUGAUUGUCGGCGAAUUUCUGCAAUCGUCCAUCGUUCUGCUAGUGAUAAGCUAGCCGUUGUUGAUUCGUCUUGCUUUUUUGGGGCUGAGUCUUAUUCCGGUCAAAGAGAGAGAAAGAGUGUCUGGCAAGGUUUCCAAUCAAAGAUUUGUGAACACGUGUCUGGCAAACUCUCCAAGUGUUUAUAUAUACACAGUUAUACGCACCUUAUAACUUCAUCUGCGCUCAACGAGUGUCUUUUGCUCCAUAACGUUCAAAACAACUGCUCCACAGAAUGUCACUGAUAACACGUAACGCAAAAGAGUAUCCAAGUAUGACUGCACAAUCUACCUAAGCGGUCCCUUCGGGAUUUUCUGUCUUUACGUCAUUCUAUCCAUUUCGAACAGGGGUCUUUUUUGCAUGAGCAUGCGCGACCGCUGAACAAGCGAUGUGCAUGGAGGCUCACCACAGGGUUUGCCUUCAUCAAAAUGGCGCGUCUCAAAGCUAUCAUAGCGAUUAUUUUGCUCGUUGGUCUUGGCGAAUGUACUCGUGAUGUAACAAAAUGUGUAGUUUGCAAAAAAAAAAACUCUAACAUGGUCUAAAAAAAAGCGAAGUAGACCGGCUUUAACAUACACGAGCUACUAUCAAAUUUCAUCUCCCCACUUGACCUGGACAACAGCGCGCCUAUAUGUAGUGCCUGGAGGAUUGCGCUGACCUCAUCAAAGUCUAGACAAAGUGCAGAAACGUUUGUUGAUGCAAGUAAACACUUUCAAUUUUCUUUGUUUUGAAAUGGGAAAGGAAGAUAAAUAUUAAAAAACAGCAAAUUUCAACGGGUUCGAAGUGCGCGAAAGCCGAUGUUCAGUUCAGCAGUGAAUUAAUAUAUGUUCUACAAUUUUCCAAGCACUUUAAAGCUACAAAAUUAAGAGCAAACGAGACGUAGAUUAGUCACCUGGUGAGAUGUUGGUGGUAGUCACUCUGUAUGUCUCCGAACAAUAAAAAAAUGAAUAUCAAUGAGACACAGUCAAAACUGCAUUCAAUAGGACCGAAAUUAAAGUCCAAUCUUGUGACCGAUUUUGAUGAAACAAACGGUUAGGUUUCCCAAGAAGUACAGUAAACAUGUGAUGCCGACCAAAAGUUAAAAAUCAUUAGAACAUUUAAGUUCUGGCCAAAAGCAAAUUCCUGUAAAAGAUGCGUUACAAUGUUAGUCCACGCAAAAACAUGAAGUUCUACAAUUUUCCUAUAAACAAACUUUGUAUCGCUAAAAUACUUAAGGCAAAAACUCUCUAUUCCAACUGAAAACGGCGUGGCAGUCGCCCGCUGAUCGUUAUUACUCCACUCCCGAAAUAUGGCUAAAUCAGCUAUUAACAAGUUAUUGCCAGAAAUGCUCUACGGCAUCGAGAAACCGAUUUACAUCCGAUUUAUAGACAAACACUAAAUAAAGAACAUUUUGCUCAAUAGGUACGCAUCAGCAAUGCAUUCUAUGCCAAACUUUGCGGUUCUUAAAGGGGAAUCAAGACACGAGUCGAGCGCCAAACAACAACAAGCAGCCAUGUUCGUGUCAGACAUCCUUGAGAAACUUGCUCUUUCACCUCGUUCAGCGCAUCAGUCUCCACUUUAAAUCAACAGAUCUUUACUUAUUUUGUACAACGAAGGUCUUUCCUAAGUUCCUGCUACCAUUUCAAUCUCAAGCAAGCUUUCAAAGUGAACAAUUUAGUUCCUAUGACUAUGCAGCACGGUCACUGUCACUGGUCGCGUGCUCUUUGACUAGUCAGCGGUCGCGCAUGCUCAUGCAAAAAAGACCCCUGUUUCCAUUUCGUACUUGCGGGCGCAAACAAUAGAAACGUCUUCAUUACCCACCGAUUCCUCGCGGCCCCUCUUCGAGCAAAUUGAUAUUUUUUUUCUGGCAUACUGACUGUAUAUUUCAACUGUAAGUACUUUCCUUAAUAUACGCGCGAGUUACUAGAGUGCCUCCUCGGCAUUUCGCCUUCCGGGCGAAGUCCCUGCGGGGGCAACUCGUUACCUGUGUGAAAACGAUUUUAAAAAAAGCAGACGCGGGGCUGGCUUAUAUCGAAAACUGUGCGCACCUCUGGAAAAUUUCUAACUCACCUCUGGUAAUGUCGCUAUUUCUUAGCUGUCCAUUAAUUUUUUUUUUCCCAGAUCUCAACUAUCAGUUAAGAACAAACUUAAAACGGUCCGUUAAAUCUCAUCUAAAAAGGCCCCAAAAGAUUUUUGAUUAUCUUGAAACUAAGGCUAAUUCAAACGACACCGGAGGAAUCAGUUUCGACCGGCUGAAAGAUUUGAGCGGGGCAUACUUGGUUCACCCAGGACUCUUCAAUAUUUUCGCCCUUUUCACACGAAACAUUGAGCGGCUAGGCGUCUAAAUUUUCGAACGAUUAAGCUGGUUUCCUUGUGAACGAAAAAAACUAAUCGCACAAAUUUUCAACCUGUCGAAAAUUCGUCCGAUUCCGUGUGAACGUCUCCUAAGCUGAUAAUACGAAAUGUUACAAUAACUAAUUUAACCCUCGGGCGUACAAGGGCUGGAGGGGGGAGGGGGGGGUUGCCGCCCCCCUAAGGUUUUUCUGAGUUUUUCCCUAGACGAUAAAACAUCAGCACCUGACGGUUUUCAGAAGCUGUUUGUUUAUCCCUAGUAGGCAAUUUGAGACAAGUUUAGUCAUGGUCAGUUACUAUGGUUACGAGGUAUGACGUUAUAAGUAGCAGGUGGUCAAGCCAUUUUUGAGUGAAAUUACAUGUUUUCUUAACUUCUUUCAACAAGAAAAGUAAAGAUUGUCGAUAAAACGAUGCAAAUUGCGAAUUUAUGUGUUAUUUUACAUGUCAAGCACAAAAAAUAUCAUGUCCUGCGGUUUUAGCCUGAUUUCUUGUAGCCCACGUUUGAUAUAUUAAACAUGAUUCUAACACGACUCCGAGGUUUCACGAAUCUAUUGUUUCACAAUUCCUUUAAGAGACAUGAACACAAAGAAAGCCAAACCAAGUUUAGAAAAAUAACCAGAAAGCCUUGGAGUCAUGUUAGAAUUUUAAUAUGUCGAACGUGGGCUACUCUUGGUAAAAUCCAAGAUGGUGGCCAAAAUGGCGACCAUUGUUGAUGACGUCACCAGCCCCCAGCAGCGCCACUACCCACAAAAUAUACCUCCGCUUGUUGAGAAGAUUAAAGGCUUUCUACUGAAGGCAAAAUCGUUUCGAAAUACUGAAACUUUUCAAAAAUCAGGGAGGAAGUAGCCUGCGAACAGCAGACGCAUUUCCGGUCGUCGCUUCUCUCCCUCCGAGGAGGGAGAGAAGCGACGACCGGAAAUGCGUCUGCUGUUCGCAGGCUAGGGAGGGAGGGCCUCCCUCCCUGAUUUUUGAUAUGUUGCAAUAUUUCGAAACGAUUUUGCCUUCGGUAGAAAGCCUUUAAUCUUGUUCCAUCAACCACCCCCCCCCCCUACCUCCCCCUGUACCAUGCUAAGGGUAUGAAUUUGCGUGCACUUCCGAGAGUUAAAGUAAUUUUCUAAUUUGUUUCUUUCCUUCAAUUUUCAACAGUCCCUCUUGGUUCCAUUGCUGAACUUCCUGCUGACACUUGUUAUGAAAUAGAAAAUAGUGAGGGAAAAGCUCCUAGCGGCAACUAA